AUGGCGCCAGGUGUUUUGAAAAAAGGCACUGUGAACGCUAACGGCGAGACGAAGAGGCAGCGCACAUCUUACACGCGUUACCAGACGCUGGAAUUGGAGAAAGAGUUCCACUUCAACAGGUACCUGACGCGGCGGCGACGCAUCGAAAUCGCGCACGCUCUGUGCCUCACCGAGAGGCAGAUCAAGAUCUGGUUCCAGAAUCGCAGGAUGAAAUGGAAGAAGGAGCACAAGAUGGCCAGCAUGAACAUAGUCCCAUAUCACAUGAGCCCGUACGGCCAUCCCUAUCAAUUCGACCUGCACCCCAGUCAGUUCGCGCAUCUGUCCGCAUAG
This is a messenger RNA of Ctenocephalides felis (cat flea), 330 nucleotides long. Its product is annotated as homeobox protein H55. Gene Ontology annotation, biological process: anterior/posterior pattern specification; regulation of transcription by RNA polymerase II. Gene Ontology annotation, molecular function: DNA-binding transcription factor activity, RNA polymerase II-specific; RNA polymerase II cis-regulatory region sequence-specific DNA binding. Bases 1 to 330 code for a protein of 109 amino acids. The transcript is spliced from 2 exons. Gene Ontology annotation, cellular component: nucleus. Lineage: Eukaryota; Metazoa; Arthropoda; Insecta; Siphonaptera; Pulicidae. The record is from RefSeq and is a predicted model, not a curated record.